UAGAGCCCGAGCGCACGCGGAGCGAUGGCUGCAGCAGCGGCGGCAGCAGCAGACCUGGAUUGUGUUUACGACGCAGCGCACGAGAGCGGCAUAACCUCGGGAGAAACGGACACCGCGCGCACCCGAUUUCUAAACGCACAAUCAUUUACGCGCAGUGUCUGCCAGUGAGCCCGCGAGGCUGCUUCAUCAGCCCAUCUGACGUCUCCUUCCCUCGGCGAGGAUCCGCGCGGUCUCCCCGCUCGGUUAACCGUUGUUGUGGAGCGCAGCUGCAAGCGACACCGAUCAGCGUGAUCACACAUGAGGAGCGCGAGCGAACCGUGGAAACCAUUCAUCUCCACCGUCAAAAUACCACGCACGCGACGCCAGCGCGCUGAUACUGGAAUCUAGAGCGGCCCCCCGGUGCCCCAUCCAUCCAUCUAUCCAUCCAUCCAUCCAGCGGCGCUGCGCUAAGCGGGGGAACCCGAGAGCAUCCCUCCAUCCCACCCUGCCUGUCCUCCCCCUCCUCCUCAUCAUAUGUCAGAGCUCCAGGGGGGUCUCAUCUAAGUCAGGGACCAGGGGGGAGGAGGAGGGAGGCUGUUCGUGGCCGCGGUAGACGCACCCUCCGCGAGGUGAGGCUGGGCUGAAGCGCCGCUGUGUCGGAGGAUGCUGCGGGAGUAGAGCGGCUCAGAGCGGAAGAUGGGGAAGGACCAGGAACUGCUGCAGGCGGUGAAGACCGAGGACCUGCUCACCGUGCAGAAGCUGCUGCAAAGGCCCCGGCCAGGGAAAGCAAAGCUCCUCGGUUCUGCAAAGAAAGUGAAUGUCAACUUCCAGGAUACAGACGGGUUUUCUCCACUGCAUCAUGCGGCGCUCAACGGGAACCUGGAGCUCAUUACUCUGCUGCUGGAGUCACAGGCUGCUGUCGACAUCAGAGACCACAAAGGUAUGCGGCCUCUGCACUACGCAGCCUGGCAGGGGAAGGCGGAGCCCAUGAAGAUGCUGCUGAAAUCUGGUUCGUCUGUCAACGGCCAGUCAGAUGAAGGACAGAUUCCUCUCCACCUGGCGGCACAGCACGGCCACUACGACGUGUCGGAGAUGCUGCUGCAGCACCAGUCCAACCCGUGUAUCGUGGAUAACGCAGGGAAAACACCUCUGGACCUGGCCUGUGAGUUCGGCAGAGUCGGGGUGGUCCAGUUGUUGCUGUCCAGUAACAUGUGUGCCGCUUUGCUGGAGCCCAAAAAAGGAGACACUACCGACCCCAACGGGACGUCUCCUCUCCACCUGGCCGCCAAGAAUGGACACAUAGACAUCAUCAGACUGUUGAUCCAGGCAGGCAUCGACAUCAACAGACAGACCAAAGCGGGCACGGCCCUGCAUGAAGCUGCCCUGUGUGGGAAGACCGAGGCAGUGAGACUCCUGCUGGAGAGCGGGAUCAACGCCACAGUGAGGAACACCUACAGCCAGACGGCUCUGGACAUCGUCUACCAGUUCACUGCAACACAGGCCAGCCGAGAGAUCAAACAGCUGCUGAGGGAUGCUUCAGCUGCCCUUCAGGUUCGGGCUCUGAAGGAUUACUGCAACAACUACGACCUGACCAGCCUCAACAUUAAAGCAGGGGACGUCAUUACGGUUCUGGAGCAGCACCCAGACGGACGCUGGAAAGGCUGUAUCCAUGACAACCGGACAGGAAACGACCGAGUCGGCUACUUCCCUUCCACCAUGGUGGAGGUCAUCAGCAAGCGCACAGGUUUGGCCAGCACAGUCAUUUGCACUCAACAGUUUCAAAAGAUACCGCUGGUUCCUCCGGCGACGGUUGCCCCUGCCAACGCGGUAGUCAACGGCAACGACACCACGUUCCAUCAGAUCCAUAUCCUGCCUCCACCGCCUCCUCCUCCACCACAUUCCCAUCAGCCACUGCUUCCACUUUUCACUUCCUUUGGCUAUAACAAGUCGCCCGUGACAACCCCACAGGGAGACACACCCACUGCCCCAGGUUGCCGCGGCUCAGAGGCAAGUCCUCACAGCUCUCCCACCACAUCCAGCGGGCCCCAUGGAGGCUCCAACGAAGAGAUCUGGGUACUGCGCAAGCCCGUGGCAGGUGGAGACCGCAGCAGCGUGGGUAGUUCUGGCAGUGUGACCAGUGUGAGGUCGUCGGGCAGCGGUCAGAGCGCCGGCAGUGCUGCACACAUCCUCCACGCACAGGCUGAAGGGGUAAAGCUUCUUGCCACAGUGUUGUCCCAGUCUGCCAAAGCCAAGGAGCACCUACUGGAGCAGUCCAAGUCUGUGGACCAGCCUCCAGGCUCCGCAGGCUCCUCUCGGACAUCGAGCCAAUCGGGUUGUCCACUCCACGAAGCGCCGCCUUACGACGCCACGGCAACCAGGAAGGGGGAGGGGCAAGGCGAGGGGAAGGAUCUGACAGCUAUCGGAAUAACUAAACCAGGUCACAGAAAGAAGAUGACAUCAGAGAUCAACAAGCUGAGUGUCAGUGAGUGGCUGCCUGAGCACAAACCUGCCAAUCUAGGAGAGUGGCUGUCUGCUAUUGGUCUGAGCCAGUACCACCAGGUGUUGGUGCAGAACGGUUACGAGAACAUUGAGUUCAUCACUGACAUCACCUGGGAGGACCUGCAGGAAAUAGGCAUCAUUAAACUGGGCCACCAGAAGAAGCUGAUGCUGGCGGUGAAGCGACUGGCUGAAAUGCAGCGCAGUUCAGAUGGGCGGGGCUCCCUCAGAAAGAAACCCCCGCCAAUCACACAGCAGCAGGACGUCAUGUCAAUGGAGAGCCCGCCUCCAGACGAAAUCAUGUCUCCAAAGAUGAGCACUUUCCAGGACAGCGAGUUGAGCACCGAGCUACAGAGUGCCAUGACCCAGCCAGGUCAGGAGGUCAAAGCUCAGCGAACACGCAGCAAAGACCACGAUGAGGUGAUGACAGGUGGAGGUGGAGGAGGAGGAGGUGCUGGGCCACCAAAGAAGGAGGCGCGGACUAUGAGGCAGCAGAGCAGCCAGGGAAGCACCUCCUCUCACAGAGGCAGCGUCUCCUCUCAAGGCAAACACCGUCACUCCCACUCCCAUUCGCAGCCUGCGCCUCCCUACACGCCGCCUCACACCCCCACCAAGACCAGGACCUCCUCUUCCUCAUCCACCUCCUCCGUCCAGAGCACAGCUUCCCCGCAGGCCAAACACAAGCCGUCCCCUCAGUUCAUCCAGGGGGAGAGACCUCAGUCGCCGCGCUCCCACCCUCCUCAGUCUCCAACCCAACGCGGACCUCCAUGUAACCAGCUUCCGCCUCAGCAACAACAGCAGCCUCAAGUCCAGCCGCAGCACCAGGCGCACCCUCAGCACCACCCACAGACACAGGUGAUGGAGGUCAGGGAGAACCAACAACAACAACAACAACAACAACAACAACAGCAGCAACAACAACAACAGCAGCAACAACAACAACAACAACAACAGGUCCCGGUCCUCUGCCUCCCACCAGAGGCGGAGCUGGCUGAGGGAGAAGAAGAGCCUUCAGCGCUCCAGAAGAAACGCGCCCACAGUCUCAACCGAUACGCCGUCUCAGACGGUGAGUGUGACGAGAGGGCAGGUGGAGGCGGAGGACGAGAGGGAGAUGCAGAAGUGGCGGGAGGUCAGGGCUCUGCCGUCGUCAGAGCGGAUGGAGUUAAGUACGCCACGGUGACCCACCGCGUCAGUCGCAGCCACUCCGUCCGCAACCAGGACAAGACCGUCAGCCGCAAUCAGACGCAGUCGUUUGCUCUGCGUCAGAAGAAAAAAGGCCCGCCCCCACCGCCGCCCAAACGCUCCAGCUCUGCGAUCUCCACCUCCAACUCCAACCUGACAGAAGCGAACGCGCAGCCGCAGAUGGUCACCACCACAGGGGGGAUGCUGGACGUGCCUUACCACCAACAGCGACGGGCCAGCGACCUGGGAGUGUCUGUGGAGGCCGCUAAUGUGGAGACGAGCAGCGUGGGUAGUGUGAGGAGCAUCGCCGCCAUGUUGGAGAUGUCUUCCAUAGGGGGUGGAGCCAAAGGCAUGGCGUUGCAGAAGAACUUCCUGCAGGUGGGAAAAACACGUGACGCCAUCGGUCUGGACGGCGAAGUGGUGAACAGACGGCGGACCAUUAGUGGCCCAGUAACGGAGCUGGUGGCGGCUGCCAGGCGUGACCAACCAGCUCCCACUGCUUUCCCCGCUCCCUCCGUCCAGCCUGAAACCUCCCCUCCCCCUGUAAACUCCUCCUCCCCCAACCCUCCGUCUUCCCCCCACCCGAGCUCGGGAGGUAGCGGCAGCUCAUCGGAGAACCUGCCGUUUGCAGACGAGGGAAAUCUGACCAUCCGCCGCCAGGGUCGAGGAGAAGGAGAAGGACAGGGCGACGGCGAGGCUCCCCAGGGAGACGGAGGCUACGCGCAGGAGGACAUCUCCAGGGUCGAGGGCACAGGGACCUUGAAGCGACGGCCCCGCAGCAGCUCCAAGCCCCACCCCAAUGGCUCUGACUUCACCCUCCAGGAGUCGUCCACCGUCAAGCGACGGCCCAAGAGCCGCGACAAGGAGCCAGAGGGCUACACAGACAUGGCCGCCAACGGAGAGCCUGUGGCGACUGGGCAGCCGAACACCACGCAGCCGGUGCCGUACCAGAACGGCACAGCCACAGUGAAACGCCGCCCGGUGUCUGAUACUGGAGUGACGGAGCAGCCGCAACCUCAGCCUCAACCACAACAAGUAAUGGCUGCUCCUCGCCGGGACUCUGUGGACCAAUCAGCUCCAGUGGCCAAUGAAGGAGGUCCGGUGAGAAAACCAAAGCCUCCGGUUUCCCCGAAGCCUGUCGUGGCUCAGAUUAAGAGACAGGGAGGUCCACCAACGCCCCCGCAGCCUGUCUCCAACAAGAGAGUCCCCCUGCCGGGCCCGGGGACGCCUGGAAGCCCAGUGGAAGGAAAGAAGAUCCCUCCUCCUGUCUCGCCUAAACCGACGCCUCCGCCCACGGCACCCAAACCGGCUAAGCUCAUCCAUUCGAUGACCAGCCCCCCCUCUCCGACCCCGGCCCCGAAUCCGGCGAACGCUCCAGUGAAGCAGCACCCUGCGAUGGCCCGACAGACCAGCUCACCCCCCUGCUUCCCCCCUUCCAACAUCCCCAGCCCGCCAAACACCAAGCCACUGAGCCCAUCUCCCCAGAGCCCACACACCCCGCAGACCCCGCCCACACCACAGACGCCCCAGACCCCUGCCACUCCCAGCCCGACCCCACCACCUGUCAAGCCCCCUCGCUCCUCCAUUGGGGGUGUGUCUGUGGAUAGCGGGAUGUCAGGAGGCGGGGUGACGGCGCCGGUCGCGACAACGCCGGACUUCAGUGUGGAUUCUUUGGUGCAUCAGAAACUGGAGGAGACGAGUGCGUCGCUGGCAGCGGCUCUGCAGGCUGUGGAGGAUAAGAUACUGCGGCAGGAUGACUCUGUGGCCGAACAGAAGACCACGGUCAGCAUCCUCGACGACAUCGGCAGCAUGUUCGACGACCUGGCCGACCAGCUGGACGCCAUGUUGGAGUAACCACAGAAACCAGUCAGCGUGUCUCCACGGCAACGUUGCAUCAGGAGUGACUCAGACGGCACAAUGGGCAACAACAUGCCUCUCUAUUCCUCUCUCUUUCUCUCUUCAUCCUCCUUUCUCUGUCGUGCUCAUCCCCCUCUCACUCCUCCUGCUGUCCGUCCGUCCAUCCGUCCGUCUAUCGCUGCUGCUCUGGAACACCUCCUCUCUCCUCCUCUUCCUCUCAUCUCCUGUCGCUGACGAUGAAAAUGACGGAGCAGCGCCACAAGCCUGGACAGACGUGUGGCAGAGAGAAUGAAGAGAGAGACGCUGACAAAGAGAGAGGCUUUAAUGAAACAAAAAAAAAGGACUGAUGUGGAGAGGAAAAAAAAAAAUCACAAGACGGAGAGACGAAGAAGAAAUGCAACAAGAUGGAGGAGACUGCAAUCAAAACGUGGGUCUUUUCAGAACUCCACACGGACUCUUGAAGCUCCGACGGCGAACAAAUAAACUAAACUAAUACUGAUUGAAAAACCAACUGUGUAUGAAUCAUAGUCUGGUAUGUGUACAUUCUAAGCAUGGAGAGUUUAUAUCUACUGAAAAAGUCCUGCAUUAGCACAGUAAUAUAUAUAAUAUACCGAUAAAUAUGAAUCUCUAGCUCUUUGGUUUGAUGUCUUGGUUCUGUGUGGAAUGGUGACCUCUGGUGUUGUGACGAUGUAAAUGACUUGGUGGAAAGAUUUUUAUCUGUGACCAAAACGAGACUAUUCAGCUCCUGAGGUGUGUGUGUGUGUGUGUGUGUGUGUGUGUGUGUGUGUGUGUGUGUGUGUGAGAGAGAGAGAGUGUGUGUGUGUGUGAGAGAGUGUGUGAGUGUGUGAGAGAGUGUGUGAGUGUGUGAGAUAGGGACAGUGUGACAGAUGUGUGCAUGAGAGCAUGUUGGAAUUUCAGGAUCAGAUUCAGUCCUGGCUGCGUUCAAAACACUCUGCUGCAUCCUCAUCAUCACCCCCAACACACACACACACACACACACACACAGGAGAAGCACAAUGACCCAUGCAGCCAGCUUGCACACACACACACAUGGGGAGUCUGCACAAUAUGAACCCAGUGAGAGGAGAGGAAGCUGCAGGAAGGCGACAGCAGGUUGUCUGAAUGAAGGAUUUCAGGAUGUUGUUAAAGGGGAGCAAAGUUUUAGCAAAGUGGAGGUGGUGAAGAUUUUAGGAGGAUGGGUCAAAGGUCAGAUUGGACUCAGCUGCACCACAAGCAGCAGGGUCAGACACAUGUGGCUACAGAGAGAUGGGAACUCAGUUUGACCCGACGGUUUCAAAUCAUUCCUGAUACCUGCUGUUAUCGCUGAAGAAAACAAGGAUCCAGCAACAAACUCAGAAAACUGAAAACCUUUUGACUAUUUUCAAACACUUAUAAGUAGGGAUGGAUUGAUGCAACUUUUCCUCUUCCAAUACCUUGAAGGGAAAUUUUUCAACCUGGACUUUAUUUUUCCUGUUUUGUGUCUAAUGGGAACAACCGUUUUUAAAUUGUUCCCGUAUUGAGAGCGCUGCAGCCAGCGAGGGGCGAAACCACCUGCGAUGUAACCACUCGGUGUGAGCGCAGCACUAACGUACGUCUCAUUUACGUACGAUGUCAGUUCAGUCAGACAUCUCACGUUUAAAUGUUUAUUUCAACAGCAGAACAUAGUCAGAGUUUGGCGACCUCAUCACUCCUCGCAGAUGUGUUUACAUGAGAUAUUGGGGAGAUAGAUUAAUUGGUGGAUGCUGGGGUGGAGGUAGGGCUGAAAGAGCAAGCAGGGCAGCAGCGGUACUGACAUACAUCCUCUGUAUGUGUGCACGCUUUCUAAAAGCUUACGGAAGAAACUGAGCAGAGAUCGUGGUCGUUAACGUAGUUCAAGCGAGAUACGACUGUAGAAGACGACAUUUAAAAAACGGAACAAAUCAGAAAUAUAUCGGUGGCGAUUCUCAGUCAUCCAGGUCAUGGUAACCAUUAGUGCUGUAUCGAACCAAACAGGGCAGGUGUGAAAUCACACUAAGAAUAACAAGUGACAAAAACAAACACUUUUAGUGGACGUUCAUUGACGAGUCGCUAAUUGCCCUGAAAGAUUACAUUGGAUUACAGGCUGCAGCGCUAUUUCAAAAACUGUUAAUCGCACUUUGAAGGAAAAGAAAGAAAGAAAACGGGGAAAUUAGGGUCCAGGUUGAAAAAUACCAAAGUUAUCCUUUAAUUUAAAUUAUCAGAUGAUGCAGAUUAACGAUCCAGUAUUUGUGCUUCCUUUGUCCCAAAAUUUAAAAGUCCUACUCAGACAUAUUAAUCAUUCUCAUUUGAACAGUGAUUUGUUUCUAAAAAAUAAUUUACCAUGUUAAAAAAAUCAGAACUACAAGUGUUGCUUCUCCUUCAUUGAGAAAUCCUGAAUCUAUGAGCAGGCUUUUAUUUUUAUAGGUGUGUUAAAACCUGUUGGUCAGCAGCCUGCCUCUGGUGAGUGAAUGUAAGUGAUAGAGGAAACAUUUAAUUUUAUAACACUAUUUAACAUGCAUCUGACUGAAUCUGGAUCUGCGGUCACAUACUGGUGCAUCCCUACUUUAAGGCCCCGUGUUCACUCGUAUAUUCAGAUCCAAAACUUUCCAGAAUCCCUGAAAUCUUCUCAGCAGGAAAUUAAACGUAGAUCACAUCACGUCCUCCCUAACACCUCGGUGGACGACCGUCCUCUUUCCAUCUCCAUCUCUCUCUCGUCCCACACGCUCCUAACCACCCACCCCGUGUUGCCAUGACAAUCUACAUUAUCACCCUCACCAUCCUCAUCAGCAUCACCAUGGUUACGACAGUGUGUUGCCAUGACAUGGGAUAAAAAAAAAAUUAAAAAAAAGUGCGAGCGGCAGCAGAGAUCUGUGAAGCUGGAUGGUUUCAUGUUUAAAGGGGCACCCCAGUGAUUCAGCAUCACACCUCCAUAAAGAGUCUGGAUACUACACUACCCAUGAUGCAACUCAUGUCUUUCACAGGGCUGUACCAAGUGGUUCAAAUCUUCAUUUAUGACACUGACAAAAUUCCAAAUCAAUAUUUAAAUGCUUGUUUUGCAUGUUUGUUCAGUCAGUUUAAACCCUGUAUUUCUGCGCAGGUGCAGAUAUAGAUCAGACCAGAGGUUCCCAACUGGUGGGUCGCGGCCCAAAAGUGGGUCCACUCUUAAUAAACCACAAAUGACACAACAAACAUGUCAAGUCGGGCACAUAGCUUUUACUCUGAAGUGCUGAUUCCUGCUGUAGAGUGAAUGACUAACAGACAGAUACUUAACAAAGACAGCAAACUAGCUUGAGGACAUGGCCAAACGCAAGUAUGACACUGAAUAUAUUAAACUGUGUGGACCUUUAACUUAGAGAAGAAGAAGAAAUCUGAACCCCGUGGCCGAAUUAGUUGGGAACCACUGAAUCAGACUACACUAACUGUAUUAGUAUUAUACUAUUUGCUGAAUUGGAUUCCAGUGGUGGCUGCAAACUUGUGUGAUUCAAAAAUUUAUAAUAACUCCAGGGUGUUUUCAAGUCCAUAAUUCUGAAUUUUAUUGGGAAAAAAAAAAUGUAAUCAUUUUCAAAAUUCCCAGUGUUUAUAUGUAAUGAAAUAUUCUGCUUUAAUUAGGGAUGUCAUUGGUUAAUAGCCUUGAAUAUUUUUGGCUGGUUAUGCAUGUCGGUCUACAAGUUAAUUAUGUUAACAAUAUGCCCACUUUCCAGUCUCCCUCCGAGGUCUUCCGCUGAGUAAGCAGCUUAAUUUUGCCCCCUUAAGCAUCGUUAACGAUGUUAGCACUGUUAGCACAAUUAGCAUCGCUAGUGGUGCUAACAAAGUUAACAAUGCCAAAGGGGGUUUGUGGUAAAAAAAAAAAAAAAAGGAAGCUGCUUUCUCACCAGAGAGAUAUGUGGGGGAGAUCGAAGGGUGGCCACCACCAGCCCAAUGAGUGGCACCACUCCAGGUGGUACCAAGCCCCCAGUAAGAGCGCCGGGCUUUGAAGCCAAUUCAACAUCGUGUUCAAAAGUGGAACUACACAGUUAUGUGAUGUCAUAGGGCCAAAAAGACUUUUUUCCAAAGACAUACAUUGUGGAGGAGACGUCUGUGGAUCAGCGGAUACAUUUUGUUAAACGUUACAUCCCUGCUAAUGACUCGUUUCACUAUGGGGAUUGGACCCAUUCGAUCUAAUAACAUUUUAAAAGUCUAGAAGAGCCACACAAUUAAAUUGUUUUAUCCCCAGUUAAGUUAGCGGAGCACUAAACCGCAAGUUGGCCAGUGUUAGCCAAGGCUAACACUGGCCAACCAGGAGAGACCAGAGGGUGGGCAGAGGACACUAUGUUCCCGCAUGUUAACGGCUAGCUGUUAGCAAAGUCAACAAAGCCAACAAAAAAUGUAAUAAAAGGCAAGACAUUACUUACAUGCUCUGCGAUUAAUUAAUCUAAAUUAAUCGCAUACAUACAUUUUUGCUGUGAAAGUAUUUUAAAAUCAGUUCAAAGGAAAUUUUGUCACAUGUGUUGUCGUAAAGCUGCUGGAUUUUGGACACAGUCGUCCCCCUGUCUUCUACCUUUUGGAAAGUUUUAAGGGUGAUGAUGUCUCAGUGUAAGAUGACUGACAUUUGGUACAGCCCUCGUGUUUCAUUAGACCCUCUCUACCUGGUAAAAAGCUGCACUAACUAACCAGGACUAGAACGCCCAUAUUCAUGUGUAAAACUGGUGGAGUGCCCCUUUAAGUUCCUCACACAGGUGCAAUACUCUGAUAUUCCAUAUGCACCUCAGCUUAUUAAUAAAAUCCAGGUUUCACAGUGCGACAGCAGCCGACCACACUCCUCAUAUAAACGAGUAAGACUUCAGAGAAUAGUUGUGGUAUUUAAAUUAUGAUCACAUAGAGAUUAUAUAUAUGGAUAUUUGCAAAAAAAAAAAAUAAGAAGUGUAUUUAUGAUGUGUGUGUCAUCCUGAAGACUAUUUUUCAAAGUAAACAGAUCUAAUCUGAGUGUUGAGUCAGUUUGCUUCUCCAUGCUUAAAGUGGUCCGAGCCGAUCAACCAUUGUAGGAUACCAUGUUGGGAUAUAACCAGGAAGCGUUUGUUUUUUAUUUUCCUCUGCCUACAUGUGUCCAGGUGUGGCGAUGUGUAUAAUACAAGCAAUUCUUGUUGUUACGUUUUAUUAUUUUUCUAUCAUUUUAAAUGCAAUGUUUGUUUCUUUUUCUUUGAAACAUGUGCCUUGCUUUGUGAUUUUGGUCUGACUACAAUACAGUAGAUGGGUAUGUACAAU
Molecule: messenger RNA, 10752 nt
Organism: Epinephelus moara (kelp grouper)
Lineage: Eukaryota; Metazoa; Chordata; Actinopteri; Perciformes; Serranidae
Gene: caskin1
Product: CASK interacting protein 1
Exons: 23
Coding region: 676-5511 (1611 amino acids)
Molecular function (GO): protein binding
Source: RefSeq, a predicted model, not a curated record